Molecule: messenger RNA, 1044 nt
Organism: Dichotomopilus funicola
Lineage: Eukaryota; Fungi; Ascomycota; Sordariomycetes; Sordariales; Chaetomiaceae
Exons: 5
Coding region: 1-1044 (347 amino acids)
Source: RefSeq, a predicted model, not a curated record
AUGGAACAACUAAAAGUACGGCUCGGGCGACUCGACCUAGAGGUGCUUGACAGCAUCGUGACGGCUACUGUGGUUGAUCCCGAUGCGGUGCGUCGCUUUGCCGACGACAUCUCGCCCCCGGCAGAACCAGUAAAUGACUAUAUCACGGAGGUGGACACACGCCGCGACCUCUUUGAAAAAUAUCGAGCGAUUUGCCAUAGCCAGGAGGACCAGCCAAACGCGGUGGUAUUCGCCUUAUUCAUGGUCGCGCCCGUCACAGAAAUUCGCACUUUUCUGGACGACCUUGGUAACCCAACUUCUGUCGCGACCCUUGACGAACCAGAGACGCCAGUCCCUCCAGUCUCUGAAACAAGAUAUGGGUUUGAAAAGAGUGUAAAUAAAAGGGACGGAGGUGUUUGCGUAUUUUCUGGAAUGCCAGAUCCCCAGGCAGCGCAUAUUGUCCCGUUUGCACUGAGCAGCAACCAGGCGUUCUUCAGCCUUGACAACAUGCUCACGACAUUUUGGGGUCCCAACCAGGCAAGGACUUGGCGUCGGACGUAUGAGUGUAUAGAAAUGGCCCAGUCUCCCGUGAACGGCAUUUCGAUGAACCACCAGAUACACUUCUGGUUCAACACUGCAAGGGUCGCUCUCAAGCCUCUUCGGCUAGACGAAGAAGGAAUUACUGUGCAGUGGCACUGGCUAAAGAAAAGUGGCGACGACCCCGAUACCUUUGCACCCCGGAAGAGCGGUGUAAGAAUACAAACGGGCCAGACGUUCCUUUUCCCACGGAGUAGUGCUAUGCCCAGCUGGGACCAGCUGGAGCUCCAAUGGGACCUCCACCGAGUGGCAGCUCUUUGUGGAGCGGCCGAUGUGCCCGAGGACUACUACGACUAUGAAGAUCCAUACGAUCGUGAGUAUUGCGAAGUCGUGGCUGCCAGGGAACGCGCUGUCUGGGCUAAAUACGAAAGCCGCAAGAAGGGCAAGGAAUUUGGGGGGAGGGGCAUCUUGGCCACUGGUUUCAGUAGCAUCCGGGAGAAGUGGGGGGGGGGGUGUGUUGUGAGAUAG